AUGGGGGGUGUUGAUUACAGUGUGUGGAAAACAGAUUAUAAGGGGGAUUUUUCCGCUAGUUCGGCCAAGGAAUUAGUUAGAAGGAGGUAUCCAGCUCUGGAGGGGACUAAUAUGUUGUGGAGACCAGCGGUGCACCCUGCCCUUGCAGCUAGGAAUUGGAAGCUUUUGAGAGGCGUGUGUGCAACAUUAGACAAGGUAAGAAGCAGAUUUAAAUACCAGGUUGUUAACAAAUGUUGUUUGUGUAAUAACCAAGAGGAAUCGUUGGAGCACAUUUUGUGGUCUUACAAUUUUGCUUCGAGGGCUUGGAACUGGAUUUCAAAUGUUUUUGGUCUUCUUCCACAUGAAAACUUUAUAACUUAUUAUAAAGCUGCAAAAGGUAGGAGUCGGAUGAUUAAGGAUUUAUGGUUACUAGCUAUUUUGGCAAUUAGAUCAGAACUUUGGAUGACUCGCAAUGGGCUUAUCUAUGGUAACCAAAGAGUUAACUGGCUUUUCUUUCAAAAGAAGGUUAAGAAUUUUGUGCCAAAAGAGUGCUUUUGGGAGCCUCUGGUACAUAAUGAGUUGAUGUUGUGUUGUGAUGGAGCGGAGCGGAGUAAUCCUGGAAGGGAAGGUGCUGGCGUGGUGAGUGGGCAAUUUUGUAUUGGGACAGAUUCCAUGAGUGUUGUUUUGGUCUUCUCGAGUAACAUCAAUGCGGUUCCUUGGUUCCUAAGACCAAGAUGGGUGGCUGUGAGGGCAAUAUAUAAUGCUAUUCGCAUUACACAUUCUCAUAGGGAAGCAAACUUUGCGGCAGAUUAUAUGGCCAAAAGGAGUUUCUUGUUGGAAGAAGGAGAAGGUCUUAGCUAUGAAAAUAGGCCUGAUUUCAUCUUGUCUAUUGAAUUACCAAAUGUAUCUUAUUUUCGUUUCGAUUAG
Messenger RNA from Papaver somniferum (opium poppy), 906 nucleotides. RefSeq lists its product as uncharacterized. Bases 1 to 906 code for a protein of 301 amino acids. The transcript is spliced from 3 exons. Lineage: Eukaryota; Viridiplantae; Streptophyta; Magnoliopsida; Ranunculales; Papaveraceae. The record is from RefSeq and is a predicted model, not a curated record.